GGUGGCUCUCACGGCUCCCUGGUAGGUGUUUCUCCUCCUCCUUUCCCUUCCUAUUCUCCCCAUCAACCUCGACUAACCCACCACACGUAGGUCAACAACCUGCCAUCUCCCCUCGGCCGCUUACUUCCAACCCGUUUCCCCAGCUGAAGUCAGCACCGCCCUCUCCAUCAUCACCAAAACCCAAACCAAAUUCGGCGUGCGCGCCACGGGCCACAAUCCCAACCCGGGCUUCAGCAGCACUCGUGAAGAUGGCGUGAUCAUUGAUCUGCACCGGUUGGAUCACAAGUCCUUUGACCCGGAAACGGGGAUAGCGAGCGUAGGCGCGGGAAAUACCUGGGGAGAGGUGUAUACCUGGCUUGAAGGAAAGGGGAGGAGUGUGAUGGGGGGACGGUAUGAGGAGAUUGGUGUGGCGGGAUUUGUGCUGGGAGGCGGAAUGCCGGGGUUCGUCAAUCUGAGGGGGAUGGGGUGUGAUCAGGUUCGGGGGUUUGAGGUCGUCCUAGGAAACGGACAAGUCGUCUACUGCUCCGCCGAAAUCCGACCGGAUCUCUACCGGGCUCUGAAAGGCGGCGGAUCAAACUUUGGAGUCGUUACCCGGUUCGAUUUGCAGACAUAUCCUUUGUUGAAGACGCAGUAUACCGUUAGCCUGUACAAGACAGAGGAUUAUGCCAGCAUCAUCGAGGCUUCGGUAGCUGCGCACAAGGAGAUGGAGACAGAUCCCAAAGCGGCGUACUUCACCAACUUCCACCGGGAUUUCAUCGCCAUCGGGCAGCUGUAUGCCGAUACGCCCAAGGGAGAACCAAAGGCUUUUGAGCCGUUCCGGAAGCUGGAGAGUAUGAUGGCGCCGGUUGUGCCAAAGACGGAUGGCACGCUGUCGACGCUGGCGCAGGCCAUUGGACAUCGGCCUCCCAAGGGGAAACGCGUCAUCUUCACCAUCUCCACCAAAGUCGACACCGACCUCUACCUCGCCAUCCACAAGACCUGGCAAGACGUAACCGCUACCCUCCCUCCUUCCACCGAAGGCACAGACCUGCACUACACCAUUCAACCCGUGACCUCUUCGGCCGCUCGCGCCGGCCGCGACAACGGCACCGGUGGCAACGCCCUAGGUUUAGAAGAGGUGUCGCAGAACUGGUACGUCUUCACAUUGGAGUACCCGCGGAACGGGGAUGACGCGGUGCACCAGGCUGCCAUGGAUAGCAUUUACGAGCAGGUAAGGAAGACAGCGGAGGAGAGGGGGUUGCUGUUGGAUUUUGUUUGCCCGACGUUUGCAGACAAGAGGCAGCAUGUGCUGCGGGGGUUUGGGGAGGAAAAUGUUGCGUUGAUCAAGGAGGUUGCGGGGAAGUAUGAUGGCGAGGAGGUGUUUCAGAAGUUGCAAUAUGGCGGGUUUUUGGUGAGGGAUUUGUAGGUGGUGGUGGUGAUGGUGUAGGAGGAGAAGGGAUGAUGGUUUCCAGUUGUUGUUCUUGUCGUUGUCGUCAUGUAGCGCGUUUGGAGGCGGGACACAGAUAGUGGGUUAGCGGUCCCUAACACUUAACGGUGAUAGAUACAGCCUUAACAGUUAAUGUACGUUACUGUCCCACCUCUUACAAACAUCAAAACAGGCAUGCCUCUUUCCACCUGCAGCGCAAACACAGC
Molecule: messenger RNA, 1632 nt
Organism: Neurospora tetraspora
Lineage: Eukaryota; Fungi; Ascomycota; Sordariomycetes; Sordariales; Sordariaceae
Exons: 3
Coding region: 380-1405 (341 amino acids)
Molecular function (GO): flavin adenine dinucleotide binding
Source: RefSeq, a predicted model, not a curated record